CUUUACAGCAAUUGUCACUUUUUGCAGGGGAGGUGAGAUCAUCUGCCAUUUCGGACCAUUUGCUGCUACCUGCCAGGUGGCCCUACUGCUAACGAGAGAUGGCAGAGUUCCCAGUCUCCCUGGACUCCUUGAAGACAGUGUCUCUGCCCAGAAGUCUCAUCUUCCUCACACACCUCCUCCUCCUGCUCCUCCGGCCUGAGGAGCUGUACACAGAGGAGGUCAAGGUGGUAGGCCCUGGGGAACCCAUCCUGGCCCUUGUCGGGGAGGAGGUGGAGUUCCCCUGCCACCUGUCGCCCUACCUGGACGCUGAGCACAUGGAGAUUCGCUGGUUCCGGAGCCGCGACUCCGACGUGGUCCACCUGUACCGUGAGCGGCAGGAGCUCCCCGGCCCGCAGAUGGCCCAGUUCCAGAACAGGACCAAACUCAUCAAGGACGACAUCGUGGAUGGCAGCGUGGUCCUGCAGCUUCAUAGCGUCGUGCCCUCCGACGAGGGACUGUUCGGGUGCCGCUUCCUUUCCAGCGACUUCUCUGGCGAAGCUGUCUGGGAGCUGGAGGUAGCAGGGCUGGGCUCGGACCCUCACAUCUCCCUUGAGGGCUUCAAGGAAGAAGGCAUUCAGCUGAAGUGCAGCUCCAGUGGCUGGUAUCCCAAGCCAAAGGCUCAGUGGCAAGACCAUCAGGGACAGUGCCUGCCUCCAGAGUCUGAAGCCAUCAUCCAGGACGCCCAGGGCCUGUUCAAUCUGGAAACAUCUGUGGUUGUCCGAGGGGGAUCCCACAGCAAUGUGUCCUUCUCCAUCCAGAAUCUCCUCCUGAGCCAGAAGAAAGAGUUGGUAGUCCAGAUAGCAGACGUUUUUUUACCCAGAGCGUCCCCCUGGAAGAGAGCUUUCCUCGGGACGCUGGCGGCACUGCCGCUGCUCCUGGCCGUCCUCGGCACGCCGGCGCUGUACUUCCUUCAGAAGCAGCGGAGGUCCCAAGAAAAGCUAAAGCAGCAGGCUGCAAAGAAACAAGGGAAACUCACAGCAGAGCUGGAGAAGCUUCAAACAGAGCUUGACUGGAGAAGGGCUGAAGGCCAGGCUGAGUGGAGAGCAGCCCAAAAGUAUGCAGUGGACGUGACUCUGGAUCACGCCUCGGCGCACCCCAGCCUGGAGGUCUCCGAAGAUGGCAUGAGCGUGUACUCCCGCGGGGUGGCGCAGGGCCCCGCGCCCGGCGACCCGCAGCGGUUCUCGGAGCAGACGUGCGUGCUGAGCCGCGAGCGCUUCUCCGCCGGCCGCCACUACUGGGAGGUGCACGUGGGCCGCCGCAGCCGCUGGUUCCUGGGCGCCUGCCUGGCCGCGGUGCCGCGCGCGGGGCCGGCGCGCCUCAGCCCCGCCUGCGGCUACUGGGUGAUGGGGCUGUGGAACGGCUGCGAGUACUUCGUGCUGGACCCGCACCGCGUCGCGCUCACCCUGCGCGUGCCCCCGCGGCGCGUGGGCGUCCUCCUGGACUGCGACGCGGGAAAGCUGUCCUUCUUCAAUGUGUCCGACGGCUCCCACAUCUUCACCUUCACCGACACCUUCCCCGACGCGCUCUGUGCCUAUUUCAGACCCAGGGCCCACGACGGCAGCGAACACCCAGACCCCUUGGCCAUCUGCCCGUUGCCGGCUAGAGGGACACGCGUCCCCGAAGAGGACGACAAUGACACGUGGUUACAGCCCUAUGACCCCUCAGCCCCCGCCCUGGGCCUGUGGUGAGGUGCCCUGGCGACCCUGGGCGGCUCCCGGAUACCCGGCCGGCGCUUUGCUCUCCUGCUGCCUCCGAAGUGAGCAAGCGACCGCCCCAAAUGCCGCUGAAGCCGCAGCAAAGCGCGGCGGGGGAGAUGGGCAACUGAGAGGGACCUUUGCCUAUGUAAAUAUGUACGUGUAUGAUUUUCUUUAAAGAAAAGAGGCAAUUCCAAGGCUCAUUUGUGUGUAUUGUAGGAUUGAGCAAAUGAGUAAAAAUAUACUAAUCUUGCCAGGAGCCAGGGUGCCCACCCUGGGCCAUGGGAAAGAAACUGGCAUAGGAGAAAGAGGGCAGUGGAUUAGAGGGAUCAGCUAAUUGGUAUAGUUUUAUAUUUUUCAUAUAUAUAUGCGAGCUCUAAAAAGGCCUAGGCGCAAGGACACCUCAUAAGCAAUGAGUUCACCUGCAGCUCAGAUCCUAGUUUUAAAUACCAUUUCCCACUAAAAUGAAGUUGGAGAAACAUCUGAUUCCAAGCCUGGGGCAAAGAAAUUUCAACAUGAGCCUUGAACAUCUUGUGCUGUGAAGUAAAAAUGUGCUCAGAAAGUCGUAGGGACCUAGCAAUAGGACACAGGAGCCAGGUUGAAAGGGCUUCACUGACCAAUUAUGGAACAAUUUGAACAUAAAAAUGCAUAAUGCCAAAAUGGAUUAUAACACACUGAAUAAAUACAAAAUCUGUGA
Molecule: messenger RNA, 2430 nt
Organism: Lemur catta (Ring-tailed lemur)
Lineage: Eukaryota; Metazoa; Chordata; Mammalia; Primates; Lemuridae
Gene: BTNL9
Product: butyrophilin like 9
Exons: 11
Coding region: 99-1727 (542 amino acids)
Biological process (GO): T cell receptor signaling pathway; regulation of cytokine production
Cellular component (GO): external side of plasma membrane
Molecular function (GO): signaling receptor binding
Source: RefSeq, a predicted model, not a curated record